This is a messenger RNA of Haplochromis burtoni (Burton's mouthbrooder), 3859 nucleotides long. It is a transcript of the gene daglb, whose product is annotated as diacylglycerol lipase, beta. Gene Ontology annotation, biological process: lipid metabolic process. Lineage: Eukaryota; Metazoa; Chordata; Actinopteri; Cichliformes; Cichlidae. The coding region runs from base 607 to 2637 and encodes 676 amino acids. The record is from RefSeq and is a predicted model, not a curated record. The transcript has 15 exons.
UUUGUCCCUGUUUCACCGGAAAACAUAUGCGGACGGACACUGCUAAUUUUCCUGACAAAACAAACCCAAACCUACUCAAAUGUAUCCGUUUUUUGUUUCCCCAACAUUUAUCGGGCGACAUGGCGUACUCAGUAAUAUGCUGACACAUUACUAGCUAAGUAGCUAGUCCUUGUCAUUGGUAUUUGUGUUUAGUUUCUCGGAAUAGCUCGAUAGUAUUUUUAGCUAAGGUUAGAUGCUAAUCGCGUAGCAUCCUGCAGGCUGUCCCAUUAACAGCAUUAGUUGCACGGUCUUAUGCUAGCCAACCCAAGUGCCAGCAGGUCGCAUACGUCUUAGAACAACAGAGUCACAGGUCGGUCUUGUCGGGUGUAGCUGACACAAGCGCCAGGGUGGAGUUAGCGGUGUGGGGUCUAGAUCGUAUUGGAUAAUUAUGCAACGUUGGAAUUUUGAUGAGACACCAGUGGGUGAAGAUCGUUGCCAGCUGGGUUGGCUGUUGCUUUGUCAGUGAAGUCAUGCAUGACGUGAACUUUGUGUUGCUCAAGAGAAGCCUUUCCACCGUGUAGCGCCGAAGCCAUCCUCAGUGAGAGAUCUCCGCUGUUUACCUGCAAAAUGCCUGGAAUGGUGGUGUUUGGUCGGCGCUGGGGGAUAGCCAGCGACGACCUGGUCUUCCCGGGCUCCUUUGAACUGUUCAUCCGUAUACUUUGGUGGAUUGGCACCAUGGUGUUAUUCAUUUAUCACAAGGGUCACUUCGAAUGUAACGGGAGAGCAGUUCUUCAUAGCUACCUGGUUGGACUGCUGGUUGUGCUGGCACUCAUCAUCCUCUCACUGUGUGCUAUUGUCUACAUCAGUGCUCAAGGUACCAUUACAAACCCCGGCCCGCGGCGCUCUAUGCCUGCGCUGGUGUACCUGCGGGCGAUACUGUAUGUCCCUGAGCUGGUGUGGGCCUGUCUGGGAGCUGUCUGGGUGUCGGAUGAUGGCCGUGGUUGUGAUCCUGCCACGGUAGGAGCCGUUAUCUUGGCAGUUGUCGCCAGCUGGAUCAUCCUGCUGUUCACGGCCGUGGGGGUAGUGUUUGUUUUUGACCCACUGGGAAACCCUCGUCCUCAGCCUCCUGCCAUGGAGCCGCUGGGAGUGCGAGACAUGCAGAGCAGCGAGGGCACCCAGUUUCUAUCCACGGCUCGCUCACUCGCUGUUAAAGUGUGGGAGAGCAGGCUGCGGCUCCUAUGCUGCUGCCUGCCGCAGGACGAGAGCUCCCGGGCAGCGUUUUCCAGCAUCUCUCAGCUCUUCAGCAGCUUCUUCUCUGACACAGAUCUAGUUCCAAGUGACAUAGCAGCCGGUUUGGCUCUGCUGCACCAGGAGCAGGAUAAGAUGGAGCGAAGCAGAGAUCCUGAUGUCGUAGUCCCUCACAGCCCUUCCUCUCCUGUAGGAGAAGAUCUGGAGGCCGAGCUGGAGAAAGCCACCCACUGGAUGCAGUUUGCUGCGGCGGCUUACGGCUGGCCGCUGUACAUUUACUCCAACCUCUUUACCGGGCCCUGCAAGCUCAGUGGAGACUGCUGCAGGAGUCGCGUAGCCGAGGACGAAAUCGUUGGAGGAGAUCACCUCGGCUGCCACUUCUCAUCCAUCCUACAAACCACUGGUUUGCAGUACAGAGACUUUAUCCACGUCAGCUUCCACAACCAGAUCUAUGAGAUCCCCUUCUUCGUGGCUCUGGAUCAUAAGAGGGAGGCGAUUCUGGUGGCUGUCAGAGGAACUCUUUCACUGAAAGAUGUCCUCACAGACCUGUCUGCUGAAUGUGAGAACCUGCCUGUAGAAGGAGUGUUGGGAGCCUGCUACGCCCACAAGGGCAUCAGCCAGGCAGCGGGUUACGUCUACAAGAGGCUGGUGAACGAUGGCAUCCUGAACCAGGCUUUCUCCAUUGCACCGGAGUAUAAAUUGGUGAUCACCGGUCACAGUUUGGGUGCUGGUGCAGCCUCAGUGCUGGCUAUCCUCUUGCGCAAUUCCUUCCCCACCCUGCAGUGCUAUGCCUUCUCUCCACCAGGGGGCCUCCUAAGUAAAGCUUUAGCUGAUUACUCCAAGGACUUUGUGGUCUCAGUGGUCCUGGGAAAGGAUCUGGUUCCCAGACUGAGCAUUCCAAACAUGGAGGAUCUGAAGAGAAAGCUACUGAAAAUAGUUUCAAACUGCAAUAAACCCAAAUACCGCAUCCUGCUGCAGGGAUGUUGGUAUGAGUUGUUUGGCGGAGACCCGGAUGACUGCCCCACUGAGAUGGAUAACAGGAGGGAGCAAGAGCUUAGCCAGCCCCUCCUGGGAGAGGAGUCUCUAAUCGUUCGCCACUCAUCCUCCUAUCAGAGCCUGGGAUCAGAUGAAUCACCCGCCCACACACCUGCACACUUGCCUCUCUUCCUGCCGGGACGCAUUCUGCAUAUCACAGAAGAUGGGCCGACACGGAGAUCCUGCUUUUCCCAGGUCCGGUACCGUGCAGACUGGUCAAAUGAAAUGGCAUUCCGGAGUAUUUUGAUCAGCCCCAGGAUGCUUACGGAUCACAUGCCCGACAUUGUGCUCCGAGCACUCGGCACUCUGACCAAGGACAAGCCCUUUUCCCUGUGCCCUUCAUCUUUAAGCGACAGCCAGCACAACGCUAUCUGAAAUGUACCAUAGAGACUGUUUCCUUGUGUCUUCGCGUGGCCUGUAAUUACACCAUUUCCUCAUAUUUUGGCUCCAAGCCUUAUGAAAUUUCAAAGAUUUCAAAUAUACAAGUAUUUGAUCAGAGAAUACGUGAAAGCGUAGCCUGUUAUGAUCGCCAUGGAGGGAACCUUAUUUGUAAAGAAAAACUCUCUGGAGCACAAGUUUCAUUUGUUUAAUUGCACUUUUAAUGAUUUAUAUCAAAUAAUUUUAUGUAUUUUGACUUUGAGUUACUCCUUGAGCAUCUGAAUGCCAUGAUCUUUGAAUGUGCGUUGUGUACAAUAUUUGACAGUGCUGCAGUUUUUACCGUGAUGCCGGUGUUGUUGAUUUUUAUGUCUGUGUGAGCGGUGUGUGGUUGGAAGAGGCUGCCCCCUCCUUUCUUAUCUUCUUUCUCUUCAGAGAGUGAGAGCAGACUGAGUCAGGGUGAUAAAGGGGUAGCUUUCGCCACAGAAACCUGUACUGGAUUCACACCUUCAUUGUGUAGUAGCUGCGGUUAGCUUGUCCUGUGUUUAAUGUCUUGAGACAUCAGGGUGAACAGUGCCUAUGCAUUACAGAAACCAAGCUGAGAGACACGGUGAUGAGCACAGCUUGUUUACAGUGAGAUUUUUUUUUUCCUUCAGUGCAGUUUGAAUAGUGCAUGGUGUUUGACAUAAAUGUGUUGGUGUAAGAAGUAGAAAGAUUGUACUUACACAAAAGGUGGGAACCUGUUUACUUGCCAUGGAUAUUGCUCAUUUCAGGUGAUAUAUAUAUAUUAUAUUAUAAUAUGCCUGCAUAACAAUCUCAAAUCCUCAGUAGAAAGCGUUGGACUCCUGGAUGCAAUUAAACUCUUUUGUGAAGCACACCUUUUUUAUUCUUUCAUUUUUCCCCUCUUCUGAAUAAACAAUGGGUUUCUCAGUGAGAGGAGCCUGUUGAUCUUAGAGCCAGCAAGUUUUAUAAAGCUUAACAAUGGGAUUAAUCCACGGACUGAAGCCACAGGAGUCAGUUGGGGGGAUGUAAUUAUGAACAGGCCAGGAGGCAUUAGUUCUUACCCUAUUUUUAACUUUAAACACAAAUUCAAGAAAAAAAAAAGUGACUAUUGUUAUGUAAUGUAGACAGCUCAUUUGAAAGAGGCAGCGAGAUCAAUGUAAGCAAUAAUGAAGAGUUUUAACUAAUAUAUAUGUGUGAAUAUGUGUGUGUGUGUGUGUGU